GAAGACGACUUGAUUGAAAGCUCUUUCUCUGGCCCACCCUCAAGAAAAUGGUCCAUCCGCUACCAUUUCAUCUGGAAGCCGCACCCCACUGUCUUAAAACCUUAUCUCGUGGCUUUCUAGUCUUUCAUAAAGCCUUGUUCAGUUACUCGUGUCCAAAUUUAUUGUGAAAAUGGAUAUAUGAAGAUAACUGCAUAAAAUACGCGCGACUUAUCGCCAAGUUUAUAGCUGACAAUCCAAUGGCAAGCAAAAGCUUUAGUCUUUCAUGGCUGCUGCUCAUCAGUCUCUCCUCCACUCUCCUUGUUGAUCAUUCAGUUUCUCAGAAUGACCGAAAGGCUUAUAUUGUGUACAUGGGCAACAGAAAGAUGGAUGAGGUUUCCACAUCAUCCCUUCACACAAGCAUGCUACAAGAAGCCAUUGGCAGCAACGUUGGACCAGAUUCACUCCUUUAUAGCUACAGCAGAAGUUUUAGUGGAUUUGCAGUGAAGUUAACCGAACAAGAAGCCCAAAAAAUGGCUGGAAUGGACGGCGUAAUAUCCGUGUUUCCUAACGAACAAAAAAAGCUUCAUACAACAAGGUCGUGGGACUUCCUCGGAUUUCUGCAACAAGUUGAGCGAACAGCUGUCGAAAGCAACAUCAUUAUUGGAGUUCUUGACACUGGAAUUUGGCCGGAGUCUGACAGCUUCAAGGACAAAGGAUUUGGUCCACCACCUAGAAAAUGGCGGGGCACCUGCCGAGCCUCAACCAAUUUUACUUGCAACAACAAAAUCAUUGGAGCACAGUAUUACCGUAGCCCUGGAGAUUUUGACGAAACUGAUAUAAAAUCUCCAAGAGACUCAGAUGGCCAUGGGACGCAUACUGCAUCAAUAGCAGGUGGGAGCGUGGUUAACAUGGCAAGCGUGCAGGGCAUUGGCUUGGGAACAGCACGAGGAGCGGUUCCAUCGGCUCGCAUUGCUGUUUACAAAAUAUGUUGGGUCAUUGGCUGCUCUGAUGCCGACAUUCUUGCAGCAUUUGAUGAUGCCAUUGCCGAUGGCGUUGACAUAAUAUCUAUUUCCGUCGGUGGAUCCACUGGGGCCUAUUUUAGUGAUUCAAUUUCCAUUGGUGCCUUUCAUGCUAUGAGAAAAGGAAUCUUGACAUCAACUUCUGCUGGUAACAGGGGUCCAGGUUUAGCAACCCUCACCAACUUUUCGCCAUGGUCUCUCUCUGUGGCUGCAAGCGCUAUAGAUCGAAAGUUCUACACUCAGGUCCAAUUGGGUAACAACAAGAUUUAUCAGGGACUUUCCAUUAAUACAUUUGACCUCAAGAACAAAACUUAUCCAAUCAUUUAUGGCGGUGAUGCACCAAACACCACAGAAGGCAAUUCGGGGUUCCCAUCCAGGCUUUGCUUCCCAGAUACGCUGGACCAAAAUUUGGUGAAAGGUAAAAUUGUUCUUUGCGAUGGCUUGGGUGAUGGGCUAGGGCCACUCUUAGCCGGUGCAGUUGGCACCGUGUAUCAAGGUCGACGCACUGAGGUUGCUCUCUCUUUUCCCCUGCCUGCAUCUUCCCUUCGCUCGGAGGAUGGUAGCAGCGUUUACAUAUACAUAAAUACGACAAGGAGACCAACUGCGGCUAUUCGUAAGACCAAAGAGCGGAAAGAUACAUUUGCGCCUUAUAUUCCCUCCUUCUCAUCAAGGGGUCCUAAUCCUACUACACCCGACAUUCUCAAGCCGGAUUUAGCUGCUCCCGGGGUUAACAUUCUGGCAGCUUGGUCUCCAAUUUCCCCAAUUUCUGAAGUAGAUGUUGAUAAGAGAGCACUUUCAUAUAAUAUAUUGUCCGGGACAUCAAUGGCUUGCCCACAUGCUUCAGGGGUGGCUGCUUACAUCAAAUCCUUUCACCCUACAUGGUCACCUGCUGCUAUCAAGUCAGCUCUUAUGACUACUGCGACCCCCAUGAGUGCUGGAAAGAACCCAGAAGCUGAAUUUGCAUACGGUGCAGGCAAUAUAAAUCCUCUUCAAGCUCCACAUCCUGGUUUAGUAUAUGAUAUGAAUAUGCUUGACUACGUAAAAUUUUUGUGUGGACAAGGAUAUAAUACUAAGUUAUUACAAAUUGUUGCCGGGGACAACAGUACUUGUUCUGAAGCCACCAAUGGAAGCGUCUUUGAUCUAAACUAUCCUUCCUUUGCAAUAUCCACAUCGCGCCCGGAAUCUAUCAAUCAAGCUUUCAACCGGACCGUCACCAAUGUUGGAUCACCAACAUCUACAUAUAAAGCUAUUGUGACCACUCCACCUGGACUUACAAUCAAAGUGAACCCUAGCGUUCUAUCAUUUACAUGUCUUGGACAAAAGUUAUCGUUUGCGCUCACAAUUGAAGGAAAAAUAGAAAAUUCCGUUGUCUCGGCUGCUUUAGUUUGGUAUGAUGGUACCUUCCGAGUGAGGAGCCCCAUUGUAGUGUAUGUUGCAUGAUUUGUGCACAUCUAUUCUAUAUGUAUUACGUAAAUAAUUGAAUCAAAAGCUUUGAGGAAUAUGCAUAUCAAAACAGUGGGGGAACAUGGAGGAAAAUGGUUGUAAUUUGAGCAUUUGCUACAAUUCUGCACUGCAUUGUAAUGCA
Messenger RNA from Corylus avellana, 2583 nucleotides. NCBI's taxonomy places the organism in Eukaryota, Viridiplantae, Streptophyta, Magnoliopsida, Fagales, Betulaceae. The record is from RefSeq and is a predicted model, not a curated record.